Molecule: messenger RNA, 2106 nt
Organism: Eucalyptus grandis
Lineage: Eukaryota; Viridiplantae; Streptophyta; Magnoliopsida; Myrtales; Myrtaceae
Product: cyclic dof factor 3
Exons: 2
Coding region: 276-1769 (497 amino acids)
Biological process (GO): regulation of DNA-templated transcription
Molecular function (GO): DNA-binding transcription factor activity; DNA binding
Source: RefSeq, a predicted model, not a curated record
GAAAAAGAGCUUUCUUGAAAAAGAGCUUUCUUGAAAACAAAAAGGGAGCAAAAGGGACCAGCUUUGUUCUUGUUCCCUCACGUUUUCUGCGCUCCUCCCCUCUCUCCGUCUCUCUCUCUUCCUGUGGGAUUUCCUCUUUGCUGGGGGGUGGACAAGGGUUUUUGGUGGAGGGGUUUUAAAAGUCUCUGGGUCUCCUCAAAAGCGCAUCUUUAUUUUCUCCCCCUCUUCCUUAACGAGAGCGUUCCGGGCGGGUUUGGUGUUUUUCUUGACGGGCUAUGGUUUUGGCAUUGAGGGCGCGCGAGAGAGAUUCUGCGGAUAAGAUGAGCGGCGGAGGCUUCGUGUCCGAGAAUAAAGAUCCGGGCAUCAAGCUCUUCGGGAGGAAUAUUCCGGCGCCGGACUGCCGGGUUCCGGCGGGCUCCGCUGGCGGUUCCCGGGCUCUCUCGGACUCCGAAGUGACGCAUGCCUGUAGUGAUAUUGAAAAACCAGAAACUGUCAAGUAUGGACAUCCUCAUAAUUCAGCUGUUGGUGGAGAGAAGGCCAUGGUAAUGCGGAAUCUUCAAAAUGGUCAUGCUGAGACUAAGUAUGCUGACCAAGAAAAGGUUUUCAAGAAGCCUGACAAGAUCCUUCCAUGUCCCAGAUGCAACAGUCUUGAGACGAAGUUCUGUUAUUUCAACAACUACAAUGUCAAUCAACCUCGACACUUCUGCAGGAACUGCCAGAGAUAUUGGACAGCUGGAGGAACAAUGCGAAAUGUUCCAAUUGGUGCUGGACGGCGGAAGAACAAGCACCUGGCUUCUCAGUAUUGUCAAGCGACUCUAUCUUCCAGUAGCACACUAAACACUAGAUUAGACAUUCCUGAGAUGACAGUGAAUCAUCAGUUUAUGGCACCGAAGGAAAUUACUUCAACAACACUUGGGCCUUCAGUGGGAAAUGCUAGAGUAUUGAAGUUUGGUCCUGAGGCAUCUUUGUCCGAAUCUGUUGAGACUGUUCUUAGUCUCAAAGACCCAAAAAUAUCCAUUGAGACUGGUUCAAUCAAUUGUGUCCAAACUAGAGAAGAAGUUUCCUCAUCUGGUUCUUCCAUGACAACCUACAGUAUUCAUGAUUCGACCAAAAGCGCUGCUGAAAAUGAAGAAAUAGGAAUAUCGGGAUCUCGUCGCGAGCAGAAUUCCCUCGAUCCUAUGCAUUUUUACCCUGUUCCUGCAUGUUUUAUCCCCUUGAACACAGGUUGGCAACAUCUAGCUUCUUUUAGGACAACUCAGUACUCUCCAGAGCAAGUUGCAGGUGUUGCUAGCCCCAAUUCCGUUCAUUUGAGCUCCACACCCAUGUUAGCGGUUCCUGGUAUUUGCCCUCCUAGCAUUCCCUUACAAAUUGUACCCAUGGCGCCGUAUUUUGGUUGCAUGCCUCUACGCCCCUCUGGGCUGAGCACCACACCAUCAAGUGGAAUGAACAGUGGCCCAUCAUCUUCCUCUCCAUCUUCCCCAAUGGGUAACGCAUAUUGCUCUGCUAGUGCCUCGCCAACCCUUGGCAAGCACUCAAGAGAUGCAAAUUUUGCAGAUUUUGAAAGAUCAGAUAAGUGCAUCUUGGUUCCAAAGACACUGAGGAUGGAUAACCCAAGCGAAGCCUCGAAGAUUCCUAUAUGGGCGACACUGGGUAUUAAGCCAGGUAAGGCUAAAGUGGAAAAUGAACUCAAUGAUUCCGAUGCCACACACAUGAUGGAAGUGAACCCAGCUGCAUUUUCUCGGUCUCAAACAUUUCAAGAGAGCACAUAAGAGAUUGUGAUGAAUUUGUUGUGAUUCAGUCAGCUUGUAAACAAAUACUGAUAAUGGUGAGCUCUGUUCCAAAAGCUGCUGGGUAUGCUCACUGCUUACCAUUUGCGAACUUGAUCUGUAUAUAUUCACGUGAGCCAGAAUGAAUGAAAGAUUUCAAUAACAUCCAAAGCUUCUGUAGUAAGUGUCAAUCAGGGAAAAAUGCACUUUGUCUACUUGUGUAGCAUGUGUGCUCGGUCUUGAAACUUGAAAGCAGUGAAAUUUUUUCCUCUCCUGGAGAUUUGACUGUCUCUCUGCAUCAGCAAUGUUGCAGCUUUACAUAAAGCUAGUUAAUCAUUUA